AUGUAAACAAAACCAGGGAGAAAUUGACGGUGUUAAACAACUUAAACGACUGACAAGAGCAGUGUUUUUGACAAACAAAGCUUCAUAUGUGACCGACGCUGAAAGCUUAUUGAAGGCACCUUCACUGUUCUGUGAUGGAGCCAUCUGACAACAUGGGAAACAUCAACCACAUGGUGGAGGCUGCGGCACUGAACGAUGGUCCGGACAGCUCCGCCGGACAGAAACCUGCAGACUUGCUGAGAAUAAAACAGCAGAUGUCCAACCAGUGCUUUGAGAUGGCAGUCCAGCUUAAUGCAGGAAAAAGUAAGAGAUCGUGCAGCACAUCUGAAGCAGAGAGAGACUUGCCAGAUUAUGUCACUGAGUUGGAAAGACUCAAGACAAAUAAUUUCAACAGCACAUUGGCACUGCACAGAAUGCAGAUGUGGCAUGCUGUUGGAGAAAAACUGAAACUGGAUGAUUCAGAGGCAGUUGCCCUGAAAUCUGUGAAUGAACGCUGCAUGGCUCUUUGUUCACAAAUAAAGCAACUUCGGCAAGAGACAAGAGAUCUUCAAGAUGAAAUCACAGAAAUACAGAAGAAGAGGCUCAAGAUGAAGCGACUCACACAUGAGAAAAUGAAAGAAAUGGAAGAGAUGAUGUCCAAGAAAGAGCACCCAGAUACAGAGAGGUACAAAGCUGCGUUGGAGAAAGGCCAGGCGAACCUGGAGAAGUACAAAAAGAUGACCAUCAUGACGCAGAACGUCCUCAGGGGCAUACUCUUGGCCUGUAAAGUCAACUGGAUGGAUGACCCCAAACUGCGAGACAUCGCCAUGACGCUGGAGGAAUUUCCCAUCUCUGAAUAGAGAAAGAAAUACUUUUUUCUCAUAUUUAUAUGUGUCUGUAUUGUCAAACAAAUAAUCAAUAAAACUAC
This is a messenger RNA of Plectropomus leopardus (leopard coralgrouper), 907 nucleotides long. RefSeq names its product centromere protein H. Gene Ontology annotation, molecular function: kinetochore binding. Gene Ontology annotation, cellular component: nucleus; kinetochore. NCBI's taxonomy places the organism in Eukaryota, Metazoa, Chordata, Actinopteri, Perciformes, Serranidae. Gene Ontology annotation, biological process: kinetochore assembly; mitotic spindle organization; chromosome segregation. The record is from RefSeq and is a predicted model, not a curated record.